CGUCAUCAACCUGCGCGGCGGCCGCUCCUGCAGCCGCGGCCGCCGCCACCGCCGGGAGCUCGAUGGGCUUCUCCUGCGCGCCGCCCGGUGUCUGGCCGAGUCCAGGGAACCGCGGCGCCUCCUUCCGAGGAGCCAUCGCCGCAGCCGGAGGCCGGGUCCUGGGUUGGGGACUGCAGGGGAAGGCAGCGGCGGGAGCCCCACCGGGGGCCUGGGACUGGGGAACUGCCUCCGGCUUCACGAUGCCAGUAUGGACAGAAUAGCUUAUGAUGCUUAUCCCCACCCACCACUUCCGAGACAUUGAGCGGAAACCAGAAUACCUCCAGCCAGAGAAGUGUGUCCCACCUCCCUACCCUGGUCCUGUGGGAACCAUGUGGUUUAUCCGCGACGGCUGUGGCAUCGCCUGUGCCAUCGUUACCUGGUUUCUGGUCCUCUAUGCAGAGUUUGUGGUCCUCUUUGUCAUGCUGAUUCCAUCUCGAGACUACGUGUAUAGCAUCAUCAACGGAAUUGUGUUCAACCUGCUGGCCUUCUUGGCCCUGGCCUCCCACUGCCGGGCCAUGCUGACGGACCCCGGGGCGGUGCCCAAAGGAAAUGCCACUAAAGAAUUCAUCGAGAGUUUACAGUUGAAGCCCGGGCAGGUGGUGUACAAGUGUCCCAAAUGCUGCAGCAUCAAGCCCGACCGAGCCCACCACUGCAGUGUUUGUAAGCGGUGCAUUCGGAAGAUGGACCACCACUGUCCCUGGGUCAACAACUGUGUCGGCGAGAACAACCAGAAGUACUUCGUCCUGUUUACAAUGUACAUAGCUCUCAUUUCCUUGCACGCCCUCAUCAUGGUGGGAUUCCACUUCCUGCAUUGCUUUGAAGAAGAUUGGACAAAGUGCAGCUCGUUCUCUCCACCCACCACGGUGAUUCUCCUUAUCCUGCUGUGCUUUGAGGGCCUGCUCUUCCUCAUUUUCACAUCAGUGAUGUUUGGGACCCAGGUGCACUCCAUCUGCACAGAUGAGACGGGAAUAGAACAAUUGAAAAAGGAAGAGAGAAGAUGGGCUAAAAAAACAAAAUGGAUGAACAUGAAAGCCGUUUUUGGCCACCCAUUCUCUCUAGGCUGGGCCAGCCCCUUUGCCACGCCAGACCAAGGGAAGGCAGACCCGUACCAGUAUGUGGUCUGAAGGACCCCGACCAGAGUGGCCACUCAGACACAAGCCCACACCACAGCACUACCGUCCCAUUCGUUCUCAUGAAUGUUUAAAUCGAAAAAGCAAAACAACUACUCUUUAAACAUUUUUUAUGUCUCAAGUAAAAUGGCUGAGCAUUUUAGAGAAAAAAAAGUCCCCAUAUUUUAUUUUUUUAAAAUCAUCCUUUUGAUUUUUUUUUUUUUUUUUUUUUUUUUUUUUGGUGACCGAAGCUGCUCUCUUUUUCUUUUAAAAUCACUUCUCUGGCCUCUGGUUUCUCUCUGCUGUCUGUCUGGCAUGACUAAUGUAGAGGGUGCUGUCUCCGGGCUGUGCCCACUUCUACUAACUGAGUGAGACGGGAUGCUGCACAUGGAUGGAAUAGUCGGGAAACCCGGUGGGGGAUGCAAGGGAAAGCCAGGAGGGCCCUGACCUCCCACUGCCCAGGAGGCAGUGGCGGGCUCCCCCAUGGGACUUAAAAGCUCGCUGAAGAUGGAUGCUUCCCCCUUGAGGCCUGAGAAGGGCAGGAUCAGGGUUGGAGGCUUCAGAAGGGACCUUGGCACAGCGACCUCAUCCCCCAGGUGGACACAGUUUGCCUCCUAAUUUGCAAAGCAGUUGCCUGCAUUGUGCUUUAUGGAGUUGGGGUGUGUAGAAUGAUCUUGCAGGGGAGUGGGGAGAGAGAUGAAAGAGAUCUUAUUUGUAUUCCGAAUCAGCAAUUGUAUUCCCUGUGAUUAUUUGUAAGAGUAUGAAGGAAAGAUGUUUUUCCAGUUCAAAAUGCCUUAUACAAUCAAGAGGGGAAAAAAUUACACAAUUUCAGGCAAGCUACGUUUUCCUUUGUUAUAUCUGCUUCCUCUCUUACCACCCCAACCCCCUCCCUUCAAGAUGUCCCAGCAAGAUGUCAAUUAAGCAGUGUUAAUUCUGACUGCAGUAGGCACCAGUGCCCAACACACACAGUCCUACCAUCAUCCCUUUCUUCUGGUUUUAAUAGCCCUCAAAGAGGAUUCACUUUCUGAUAUUUAACCCCCAUAGAUGUGCACGUAUUUUCUCUGUAUUUUAACCUGGGAGACUGUUGUCCUGGCAUGGAGAUGACCAUGAUGCUGGGAAUUCACCUCACAGUCCCCACCCUAUCAAAGUCAACAUGUGGCCAUCCCAUUGGCUGUAGUCCACACAUACACCUAAGUCUGUGGCACUGGGACAGAAUAGAUUUUCCAUUUGAGAGGCACUUACUGUGUGAGUCUUGUUUGAAGAAGGUGGUGAUGGUGGGGAGAGGUGAAGGAGAUAGGAAGUGCCCUCCAAGUACAAAAAUAACAAAUACGAUUAUUGACCAUCUGGGAAUUCGCACACAUUGUUUUUUAAGCAAUUGCCACAAACCGCCUUUUUUAGCUUUUGCUUGGGGUGGGGGUAGGAGAUAAGGUUUAUUCAGUCCUGUCCUGGGUAGGGCGAAAGUUAAUCUAGCCAUGUGAUUUUUCAGAAAAGUAAGUGGAACAUGCUGCCUCUUUUAAAUUCUGUCAGUGCUUCCACAUGGAAACGAAAUGCAAUAAAAUUUUUCCAAAACCUGU
This is a messenger RNA of Saimiri boliviensis boliviensis (Bolivian squirrel monkey), 2722 nucleotides long. RefSeq names its product zDHHC palmitoyltransferase 3 (gene ZDHHC3). Lineage: Eukaryota; Metazoa; Chordata; Mammalia; Primates; Cebidae. The record is from RefSeq and is a predicted model, not a curated record. Gene Ontology annotation, molecular function: palmitoyltransferase activity.